AGAGAAACAGGGAGACGCCACAGAACACAGCAGUGCUACCUCUGUCUCAUGGCGAUGUCCGUGUCUCCUUCAUCAGGAAGUAAAGAUCUCGGAUACAGAAGUGCAUCUCUGCUCAGCAAGACUUCAUCGUUCUCCAUCAUGAGUGAGAUAAAAAACUUCACAGUGUCGUGUUUGGAUUUGGACACUUUCCUCUCAGCGAAAGUGAAACUGCGCCAAGAGGGGUUUCUGGAUUCCAACAUGAAGACCAGUUUGGAUUUUGCGAUCCAGACUCUGGAGAACUUUCCUGUCUCUAAACGUCGUGACGUCUCUCUCACCCUUGAAGGAGAGAGGCAGCUGGUUCGGUUCACUUCAGGGAACCCCGUCCUGCUGUACGUCGUCCGUUUGGGUCAGAAAGGUCCAGAGCUUCAUCAGAAAGUCCCGGUUGGGUCUCGUCUCAAUCCCUCGUGCCUGAGCGAGUCUCACUUCUUCGGGCAUUGCUGCAGAGACGAGCUGGAGAGCUGCAUGGAUCAAGCGAGGCGGGUUUUAAGCGCGGAAAUCGAGGCUAAUCCGUCGUCUCAGAGCGAGCUGGAGCUGAGGAUCGUGUGUGGUGAGUUUCGGAUUACUUACACCACCCAGCAGCCUCAGCGCAGCCUCUUCGUCCGUCCUCACCGCCGACUGUACUUCGGCAAAACGCUGAAUCUGGAGAAGCUCCUGGAGACCAAAACACGUUUGGAGAGAAGCGGCGAGAUGAAGGAAGGCCUGCUGGCUUGUUUCCAGCACCUGCUGAUCAACUACAGUCAGUUUCAGGAGGAAAACAUCCGCGUCGUCAUCCAGAGCGACGGAGAGCUGAUGGAGCUCGUCUGCGGCCGCAAGGACUACCACAGCACGCAGCACUUCCUCUUCACCGAUGGACAGAAUCGAGCUCACAGCCACAGGGUUCAGGACAUGGAGCUGUGGGAGUACGAGUGAAGGUCAAGAGCUGAGAAAGAAACACGCUAAAGAGUCACAUCAGUGUGUUGCUAAAUACAGAUUUAGAUAACUAACAGAUAGAUAGAUAGAUAGAUAGAUAGAUAGAUAGAUAGAUAGAUAGAUAGAUAGAUAGAAUCAGUAAUCAGCAGUUUUGGGGAUGUGGGAGGAAACAUUAUUUCACAUGGACACAGGAAGGUUCUGCAAAACCCCAGACUGGCUCCAGAUCCACCGCAAACCUGACCAGGAUACAGCAGUUACUGAAAAGUUAUAAUAAUAAUUAUAUAUUAUUAAAAACUAGAGAUGCCACAAUACCACUUUUUCUCUUCCAAUACCAAUAACGAUCUCACACAGCUUCUUAUUUCUCAUGAGGUUUCUCUUCAGUCUAUGUAUUUUUUAAAAAGUGUUGUUAACCACUCAGGGCCGAGUUUCCCAAAAGCAUCAUGAUGCAAAGGUCGUGAUCAAAUGGUAGAGCGAGCAUCACACUGAACACUCUCUCUCUCUCCUAAUUAAGAUGAUCUUAACUGGGAAACUCGGCCCAGUUUUAUUCUGCCUCCGACACGCAGCGGAUCAAUGAUUUUGCACAUCAGUUAAUAAGUGCGCUACAUCUCUCUGAGUCUUAGGACUAAGAUGGCCGAGGGUGUGAAAGUGGGCGGGGCUGGAGAAGAACCAGGAUAUCGAAUACGUGACUAUAUGCUACUAGAUGUUAUUAUAUGACGCAGAUGCAGUUCUUUAUAUAUAUUACUUUAAUCUUUCCACAUGCAUUGCAUAACUAAUUUAUUUAUAAUAUAAAAUCCACUGUAACUUUAUAAACUCUUAUUUAUGAGAAAGCAGUAGAUAUUCUGUAAAAAAAAAAAAAAAAAAAAGAAAGAAUACGUAAAGACAUUUCCAUCUUUAGUGCUAGUGAAACGGUUUUUGCCCUGAGACUAUGGGUUGAUGAUAUUUUUCUUUUGUGUCAGCAAAAAAAUAAAUCAUUUCACACAAAAA
Molecule: messenger RNA, 1932 nt
Organism: Pangasianodon hypophthalmus (striped catfish)
Lineage: Eukaryota; Metazoa; Chordata; Actinopteri; Siluriformes; Pangasiidae
Exons: 3
Coding region: 49-948 (299 amino acids)
Source: RefSeq, a predicted model, not a curated record